This is a messenger RNA of Vicia villosa (hairy vetch), 2702 nucleotides long. RefSeq lists its product as uncharacterized. Gene Ontology annotation, biological process: asymmetric cell division. The record is from RefSeq and is a predicted model, not a curated record. Lineage: Eukaryota; Viridiplantae; Streptophyta; Magnoliopsida; Fabales; Fabaceae. The transcript is spliced from 4 exons. The coding region runs from base 572 to 2584 and encodes 670 amino acids.
UUCCAUAUUUUUCUCAGCAACAAAACAUUAAUGUUUUUUCAUCCGUGAAAACACUUCGUUGGAGAUAACGGUGUAAACAUUAAACAACCUGCGAGAUUCGACAAUACUUCGUGUGUCCUAGAUUCCGUUUCACGAUUACUGAGGAUUUUCCGGAAAGGGUUUUCUCAGAAAAGGGUUUAGCAGCGACGCUUCAACUUCUAUACUUUCAUAGUGAAAUUUGGUUCCUUGUAGUAGUUUUAGUUUUGUUGUUGUUUGGUUUUUGAUUCAAUGAGUGAAUUGAGGAUUUUUUGUUUGAAUGUUUGUGUUUAGGGUUUUGUUAUUGUCAGAAUACUUGAAGGGUAUUUAUUGAUUCAUUCAUGGAAAGUUCUUCAUUUGGUUGUUUGAUUAUUGAUACUGAUAGUUGAAAGAAGAGGGUGGUAGUUUGUAUUGUGGAGUUUGUUUAGUGUUUAGUGCAGCGUUGUCGAAUAACGAAUAUCGGCGAUAGUUGCGAUAUAGCGCUAUCGCGUAGUGGAAUUUGAACAAUCUGUUGUUUUAUUUUAUGUGAUCGGUGAUUGAUGAUGCUGGGUUAAGAAUGGAUUUGUGGGUUGUUGCGGCGGCUGUUGGAGCUGGUUGUUUAGCUAAACAUUGGCACAAGAGUUCGGAGAAUGGUGAUGAUUCAUAUCGUUUGUGUUCAGAGGAUUCGAAAUUUGGGAAUAUUGAGUCCCCGAGUUACCAAUUUUCGUUCGGCAAACAUACACAGGUGCAAAAAAAGGGAAAAGAUGUUUCUUUAGAUAGAACAGGUUGGGAUGAGAAGGCGUCAGAUUCGAGCUCUUUGGAUGGUUUUUCGACAAGAGACAUGUCGUCUAAUCGAGGGUUGAAUUGUGAAAAUUUGCGGAAUUAUAAUGAGGUUGAUUUGUUGUCUCUAUCGAACUUAGGUAUGCCAUUAUCACCGUAUGAAUAUGAUGAUAGCUUUAAGCAUGGUGAAGAUGGAAGUGAGCGAAAUAGUGAUACUUUUGGCAACCGUGGUUUCUUUGUUUCUGAUUUUUCUGCCAAUGUGGUUCCUAUACACAAUUCUUUCGGAAAUAAAACCUGUCUAUCGUCGCCGAAACGUUUUCCCAGGCAUGUUAGUAGACCAUUGAAUUCCUUAGAAAGUUGUUUCAUGGCUCAGAUAUAUAAAGAACAUGCUAAAAUGGAAGAGUAUGUUUUCAGUCCUCUUUCAUCACAAUGUAUGGCUACAAGAUCAUUUCGUGUAAGCAAUGGAAGCCGAAUAGUCAAUAGAAGCAAUGCUACUUCGAUCAAUUCAUCAACUGCAAGUAAGGAGCGUAAGCUGCAUAAAGCUAGUCGAGCAAAAGACGAAAGUGAUACCAAGAAGAUGAAACUAGACACAAUUAUUGGACGAAAUCGAAGUUCAAGCAUUUUUAGUGACGUGCUUAGUGGAAAACUCACCCGACAUGAUCCGACGUUACUCUUCUGCUUUGGGAUUUCUCUUGGGAUAAUAAUUUCCAUCAUGGGAAAUAAAAGAGAAAUAAUCAAGCUCAGAGAAUUGUUAAAGCAGAGUGAGAACUUGGUUCAAGAUCUUCAAGAUGAACUUGAUAUGAAAGAUUCGUUAACCGUGAAGGAGUUACAUAAUGAAAAUUACGGUUCACAAGAAACAUGUGAUCAUUCCUUCAAUAGUAAGGAGCUACAUGAAUUUUCCCCUGAAAAGCAUGUGGAUAGCUCUCCAAGAAUAGAGUGCAAAGAAUCAUCCUAUGAUAAGAAGGAAGAACAAAGUUCCGAAUCUAUGAGCAAAAUUGAAGCCGAGCUUGAAGCAGAACUUGAGAGAUUAGGGUUGGACAUGAAUAAUUCAAGUCUGGAUAGAAAAUUAUCCGAGCUUGUUGAGAUUGACCCGGACUUUGUAGCAGAUUUUGCUCAAGGUGAGUUGCCAGCGAACAAGUUCAUCGGAACAGAUGCCAACGUCACUACACCUCUUCCUUCAAACUAUGGAGUUUCGCCGCAUGAACUGAGUGUACGUUUGCACGAAGUCAUACAACACCAACUCGAGAAACGAGUGAAGGAGCUUGAGAUUGCCCUUGAAAAUAGCCAAAGGCGAGUAAGGUUUUUGGAAUCCAAGCAUGAUGGUAGUUUUGAAAAGGCGUCUUCUCCUACUAAAGAAAACUCGUUGAUGACUCGUGAAGAUUGCGACACUAUGUCUCAGCCCUUAAUUCUCAAUUUAUCAGGUGAAGCACUUGAUGCAUACAAUGAAGCCUAUGAAGAACUAAUAAAGAUAAAUGAUUCUGAAGACAAUUCACCAUCAACCAAUAUUGAACAAGGUUCACCACUUUCACAUGACUGGCAUGCAACAGGUUUUGAGCACAGUUCAGCAACGAACUCGGUGGUUGAUGAAGGAAGUCUUUCAAUGGAACCCUAUUUUAGCAAGGAGACAAUGUUGGAAGGAGAAAGCUCUAGUGAAUUAAAUGUUAGUGGAGAUGAAAGCCGCGAUUGUGAUAAUGAUGAGAUCGAGAGGCAGUUGAUAAGGCAAAUUGUUGAAAGAACCAAGAAAGGUUCUCCUCUUUUUCAAAAUGCAAAAAAGAUAUUGUAUUCUAUGGAUGAAGAUGAACAACAUUGAUAUCAUCUAGUUACUAGAAAUGUAGUAAUAGAAAGAAAAAAAGUAUUAUUUAUUGGAUACAGUGAAAGGUUCCUUUGAUCCGGUCUUGUCUUGAUAAUAGUAACUUUUGAUUCUACAA